This is a messenger RNA of Cyprinus carpio (common carp), 1368 nucleotides long. RefSeq names its product metallophosphoesterase domain containing 2a (gene mpped2a). Gene Ontology annotation, molecular function: hydrolase activity. The record is from RefSeq and is a predicted model, not a curated record. Lineage: Eukaryota; Metazoa; Chordata; Actinopteri; Cypriniformes; Cyprinidae.
CUAGUACGGAGGCUAUGCUCUCGUCGCUGCUCUCUGACCCCAGUGGCAGUCCUUUCUUCCUCUGCUGCGGUCUAGACUCACUCCCCCUCUCCGCCAGUCAGAGCCAGGCUCGCGCCGCCUGUCUGCGCCGUUCCUCCCGCGUCUCGCCGCCAGCUUCGCCGGAGGGUCUCCCAGGGUCGAGGGUCCUGCCCCUGCCCGGCUCCGAGUGCCACCUCUUCGGCUACAGACAUCUGCAUUCCACGGCGUGUAUGGAGCAACAUCUUUAGAGACAGUAUAUCAUCCUCCAUCUCGGCACUUUCAAGGGUUCUUUUCCGUGUUUAAGGAUGCCGACUGCGUGGGUCGCUCCAGGGUCCUGGUGAAGUGUCUCAUGUGUCACGUGGAAAAAGAAUGGCCCACGGAAUGCCGUCACAAGGCAAAGUGACCAUCUCGGUGGACGAGUACAGCUCCAACCCCACGCAGGCCUUCACCCACUACAACAUUAACCAGAGCCGCUUUCAACCGCCACACGUGCAUAUGGUGGACCCCACCUCGUACGACAGUCCCAAGCCGAGUGGCCACACGCGUUUUGUGUGUGUGUCGGACACACACUCUCGGACAGAUGGCAUCCAGAUGCCUUUCGGGGAUGUUCUGCUGCACACGGGGGACUUCACCGAGCUGGGCCUGCCCUCGGAGGUCAAGAAGUUUAACGACUGGUUAGGCAGCCUGCCAUACGAGUUUAAAGUGGUGAUCGCGGGGAAUCAUGAGCUGACCUUCGAUAAGGAUUUCAUGUCGGAGCUGGUCAAGCAGGAUUACUAUCGCUUUCCCUCCGUGUCCAAGUUGAAACCCGAGGACUUUGACAAUGUUCAGUCUCUCCUGACAAACUGUGUUUACCUGCAGGACUCUGACGUCACCGUCAAAGGCUUUCGAAUAUAUGGCGCGCCAUGGACGCCGUGGUUUAAUGGCUGGGGUUUUAACCUGCCCAGGGGACAGUCCCUGCUCGAUAAGUGGAACCUCAUACCAGAGGGCAUUGAUAUUCUCAUGACCCAUGGGCCACCCCUCGGUUUUAGGGACUGGGUACCGAAGGAGCUGCAAAGAGUUGGGUGUGUUGAGCUGUUAAACACAGUCCAGAGGAGAGUCCGGCCCAAGCUCCAUGUCUUCGGAGGAAUUCAUGAAGGUUAUGGUAUUAUGACAGACGGGUACACAACAUUCAUCAACGCCUCCACCUGUACAGUCAGCUUUCAACCCACAAACCCUCCCAUCGUGUUCGACCUCCCAAACCCCCCCAGCUCUUGAGACGCCCGUGAACGUCGCCAUACUCUCCUUUACUCCUUAUGUUUUCUAACAAUACUUUGAAAGAAAAGAUAGUUGAAUGUUUCUAAAAAAAUCAGC